AUGGAGGGCAAUGAGGAUGAUCCCUUUACCUGGGACGUCGAACAGCUGGUGCAUGAGCUAUGCACCGCUGAAAACCGGCCAUGGCAUCCGAAGCUCGUGAGCAAGAGACCCAACCCGGUGGCCCUCGCAAAUGCACUACGUGAGCAUGACAUCGACGGUGAAACGCUUCUUACCUACGAAGAUGUCAUGCCACCCCUCGAUGGUCUCCUCAGGGACCUCGGUGUCGUCAAGAUCGUCCACAAGAUGACGAUGGUCAAAGCUAUUAACCAUCUCAAGUCGAAUAGCCGUGGUUAUCGUCAGCAAAAGGCCGAAAUGGCGAAAGAGGAGGCAGACAGCCAAGAAAGCUCGCAGGAGGUGCAAAUGAACAGCAAACCGGAACGUGGAGCCCCGGAUGUUAGUGCUACGGAGCAUCCCUCAACGAUCACCACGGUCCAAGAUGUCCCAAUGCAGGCCAUCACGGAUCAAAAUGUAUUAGUCUCCGGUGUUGACGAUGCGGACAAACCGACGAGUGAACCUCCUCAGAAGAAGAGGAAGAUGGCGCCGACUUUGAUCACGACCGCUGUCACCGGAAUUGGCAACGCACCCAUCCGUACUGCAGCUGACGAUGUUGUUCUUUCCCGGAACCCUGUUACCGCAAAUGCAUGGCCUCCUACAUCCAGUGCGAUUCCCAGCAGAAGCCGUGGGAAGACACUACCAGUGGAAAAAGAGCUCAUCUCAAGAUACGGCACUGCGAGGGCUUACUUUGGACCCGAUGCGCUCAUUAUCGGCCGUGAAAUCCCCAAGUCGAGUCUUGUACCAAGUGGAAGCGCCGCAGAUGAAGAUGGCAGAAGUUUUCUCUUCAGUUCUAAGGAUUUUGUCCCUGCUGGACACAGUCGGCAAGUCCACCGAGCGUUACAACGACUUUUGCGCACGAACAGCCAGUCUCUGAGGUUGAUGCAGAACGGUGAAUCUCCUUUUGUGGAGCCUGAAGAGGAAGAUGAGGUUCUCCCUCUAUUUGGCGACUCCGACGUUGAUGACGGUUAUGACACGGAGACAAGGGACGCGAUCGAGGAUGAAGAAGAAGAGAGACACCAAGAAAUGAAACGCAAGUCUCAUCACUUGACGCCAGAUGAUGUUGAACGUGUAUUAGAGGAGGAGAUCCAGCGGAUAGAAGAUUCUUGGAAAGAGAGAAAGCUCCUCAAAAAAGAGUGGAAGGCCAAUACCCUCUGGAACAAGGCUCGCCGUCAUGGUCUGGUCCGACAAAUAGCGAGUGCUACGUCUCGGCUCGAGGCUCUCAAUAGCCGCAUAGACAAACUUUGUCGAGAGAUCAAGCGAGAUGAAUGGCCCACUGAAGAUCAGCUGCGCAGACAAGCACGGUGCCUUGAGUGUAGCGUGGAGGACCGGAAAGCUGAGAAGUGGCUUCUCGAAACCUUGCGAGGCCCCGAACCUAUCCGGCCGCUGACGAUGCCUAAGCCCCGGCCGAUGAGAGUUACAAGACCCGAUCUCUCUGACGAAGAUGGAGAGCUCAUCACCAGUGGCGACGAUGAAGACGAUUUUGUCGUUGACGACAUGAUGAGCAUUGCGGGUUCGCCCGUGCUGGUCGCGUCACGAUCAGCAAGCCUAAUGAAUCUGGACAACCCCAAAGAUGUCUCAACACGGGAAAGCAAGACUCCUCCGCGAUUGCGCAAGGACGAAUAUUCAGCCGAUGCUCUAAUCGACACGAAAUCCGACGAUGGCAUUAUCGAUUUGACAAUGGUCGACUCCGAACUUGAGACUGAGCUUGCGCUUCCUGAGAGGGAUAUCAUAUCUCUGGUCACGCCUGACACGCCAAAUGCUUGGGCAUUUGCAUCACCAGCUCCUGAAAGCGAUGAUAAUGAGCAGCCACCGCUAACCCAGGAACAGCUUGAGACUCCAUACGACCAGCCUGGAAAGAUUGGGGACAUUGCACCAAAGAUGUGGAGACUUCACGGAGACAACAAACGACUUCUGAUCUGUGUCAUAUCGCGGCUAGCCCUACGAUGGAGAGAGGCUUUCUUCCUCAUCAUCCAGGCCCUGACCCCCGCUGAUAUCUGGACUGACUUCGUAAUCACAGCCCUAGAAGACUCCCCUGGAAGUCAUGGCCCAGAGAGUGCGGUCGAGCUCGGCACCGUAAUUGCCCGCCUAUUCAGAGUCUUCGCACUCUGCAAGCCGGCGGCCGCCAAUACCAUCACCAGAAGGCUCAACAACAAAUUAAAGGUCAAGAAAAUAAAGGCAAAAGUAGAUCAGUUUGGAAAUUUCUGCGAUUUCGUGAAAACUGGUAUCCUACCCAACUUUUCAGAGGGCACCCGAGCCAGCGGCUCCGACCGGCGCGGAAGCGUUGAUGACAGACGCUCCUGGGCAGAUCACAGCGACGACGAUAUUGAAGAUUCUCUGUCUAAGAAACGGAAGACUUUGGUAGCGAUGGAUCAGACCGCCAAAGAUCUUCGCGAAAGCGACCGACGCCGGAGAGAAGAGCAGGAGCAGCGACGGAAAGAAUUGCGCAGGAAGCUAGCCGCAUCCGACACCAUUUCGAGCGACAAGUCACGUCUCAUUAUCAACGAAACCAAGGAAGAUGACGAAGGGCUGAUUUACGUUAACGGCGAAAUCGGCCAACGCAUCAAGGACCACCAGAUUGAAGGUGUUCGUUUCCUGUGGAAUCAGAUCGUCUACGACGCCAAAGUGCGGCAGGGAUGUCUUCUGGCUCACACUAUGGGACUCGGCAAGACCAUGCAGGUCAUCACUUUGCUUGUUGCUAUCGCCGAGGCCGCGCGAUCGAAAGAUGAAUCUAUUCGGUCACAGAUUCCAAAGGACCUGAGGCGGUCUAAGACUCUCGUACUAUGUCCGGCCUUGCUUGUGGACAACUGGAUGGAUGAGUUGUUGAUGUGGGCUCCUGAAGGGCUUCUCGGCCACUUCUACAAACUGGAAGCCGUCGUCAAUGUGCUGGAGCGGGCCCCCAUAAUCCGCGAUUGGGACAAAACCGGCGGCGUGAUGAUCAUUGGUUACGACAUGUUCAAGAGAUUGGCCGAUCCAUCAGGGGACGAGAUGCUCACGCCCGUGGAGGCCAAGUCGAUUGCGCAAAUCCUUACAGAAAGCCCUAACCUCGUUGUUGCGGAUGAGGCUCACAAAAUGAAGAACCCCGACUCGAAAAUAGCUUUGGCAGCCGCCAAGUUCAGAACUCAACGACGAAUCGCACUCACUGGUUCUCCCCUGGCAAACAACGUGAUAGAGUUCUAUUGCAUGAUCAACUGGGUUGCACCCAACUAUUUGGGUCCUCUAACAGAAUUCAAGGACUACUAUGCCGAACCAAUCCAGUCUGGUCUCUACGAGGACAGCACUGCAGGUCAAUAUCGAAAGGCAAAGAAACAACUUGCUGUGUUGGAGGCUACCGUAGCACCAAAGACGAACAGAGCAACAGUCAAAUCCUGUCUCAAAAAUGACCUUCCGCCAAAGAUGGAAUUCGUACUCACUGUACCUGUGACGCCGCUCCAGGCUAAGCUCUACGACACUUUUUCUGCCGCCCUCCAGAACGACGCGAACGUUCCAGGCAUCAAGACUCUUGGUGCCAACGUUAACUUUGGACUCAUCGUCAACCACCCUCGUUGUUGGCAAAGGAGACUUAUGGAUGAGCGUUUGGAACUGGAAAAGAAGGAGUCGACCAGCCUGACUCUGACCAGCACAAUCAUCAGUGAGGGCCUGAAAAUCUUGCAGCGAGAAAAGGAUGUGCCUGCGCCUGCCUUAUCGUGGAAGGUGCAGCUUCUUGUCGCCAUUCUGGACCAGUGCGAGAAGAUAAACGAGAAAGUUCUCAUCUUUUCACAAUCGAUCCCAACACUAGAUUACCUGGACAAUCUUUUCCGGCAACAGCGAAGAAAGGUUUCUCGGCUGGAUGGAACUACACCGAUCCAUCGAAGACAGCAACAAGUAAAGAACUUCAACAGUGGAGAUACUCAAUUGUAUCUCAUUUCAACAACAGCCGGAGGAGUCGGCCUCAACAUUCACGGCGCCAGUCGCGUAGUCAUAUUUGACUUCAAGUACAACCCCAUUCACGAGCAGCAAGCGGUCGGUCGAGCAUACCGCAUUGGUCAGCGAAGGCCGGUAUAUGUCUACAAGUUCAUAUCUGGUGGAACGUACGAACAGGCGCUUCACAACAGAGCUGUAUUCAAAACUCAAUUGGCAUCACGCGUUGUGGACAACGAAAACCCAAGACGAUGGUCUAAGAAGGAUAACGAAUACACGAAAUCCCGCGAAGAGCCCCCUCAGGAAGACCUCAGUCCAUUCGCUGGCAAGGACAUUGUUCUCGACAGCCUGUUGACCCACCCGGACAUGUCCCAGGGCAUCCGCUCGAUUGUCAUGACGGACACCUUUGAAGAAGAAGACACGUCCGAAAUCUUAACGCCUGAGGACUUGAAAGAUGUGAAGGACCAGGUCUAUAUGAACUCUAUCCGCAACACCGACCCAGAGAAGUAUCGCGAAAUGGAGCUGGCACGAAUUGCUAGACUUGGCGCUCCAGCCUUAGUUGGUGCAACAUCAUUUGUACCGCAAAUUGUCAACCAGGCAUUCGGUAUAGUCAAGAGCAGUGUCGCUCCAACAUCAAGACCACUCGAAACACCGAUUCCACUUCCAAACAUCCCUCAUGUGCCUACCGUCAAAGCAGGACAGGCAUCUAACCCACUGAAGGGUAUCAAGAACGUCUUGGCCGACCCAAUGAACCCGCCGCAGAUCACGCCUGUGCCUGCACCGAGUAUUGGUGCUCUUACAAGCAAGGUGGACGCUGCAGUGACACAACAGGCUGCCCCUUCUUCACAGCCAACCCAGCCUGCCAGUAUCGGUUCCAGUGUUCAAACUGCUGAGCAGCCGACUGAGCAGCCGACCGAGCAGAAAUCAGUAGAGUCUCGAGUAGCUCCCCCCAUGCCCAUGGCUGGUGCCAAUACCUUCUUCAGAUCUCCGCAGGCACAAGUCACUCUCCCGCCUGGAGAAAAUUCACUUUCAUCCCCUGCGGUGAAAAGGCCCAAGAGGCCCGGAAUUGAUUGGGAACAGCAUUUCAAGCAGAAAAUCCUCGAGUCACUCGAUACGAUAACGGACUCGGUGGUAUCUAAUGCGAUCAAAGAGGACAAGAACAUACUGUCUGAUCAAAUCGCAAGCUCGACAUGGCUCGUGAGAUUGGAAAUGAAGGAAGGAGACUUACCCAACUUAUCGCACAUGAAGAAACUGUGCACCUUGAUGGGAAAUUCCAGAUUUGCAGCCGCAGUCCUCACAGGGCAUUUCCCUCCGUCCCAGCUUGCGCACGCAUCAAUCGACGGACUCGAUAACCUCUUGAGCGAGUUGAUGGCGCUGGAGGAACACCAAUUCCGCGACAAACUCAAACUUGUUCAAGGCAUAACUGAGGAGCCUAAACACCCGCAGACAGUUUUCGACCUACCCAAACCCUUACCAAUGGUUCGCCGAACGAAUCCUUUCCGGGAAGACGACGACGAUUUGGAUUUGCUCAAGGAAGUCGCAGAAGCAAGGCGACAUCGUGCGCCUAGGCUUCCCACCUGGGCAAGCAAAGCUGUUGAGGAAGGGAAAUGGGGGGACCAGCGGCGGACACGGGAGUCCUCGUCAUCGGCAUCAGCACCAGCAUCAGCACCAGCAUCAGCAUCGGCAUCGGCAGCGCCAGGUUUGUGA
Molecule: messenger RNA, 5658 nt
Organism: Colletotrichum orchidophilum
Lineage: Eukaryota; Fungi; Ascomycota; Sordariomycetes; Glomerellales; Glomerellaceae
Product: SNF2 super family protein
Exons: 3
Coding region: 1-5658 (1885 amino acids)
Cellular component (GO): nucleus
Molecular function (GO): ATP hydrolysis activity; ATP-dependent chromatin remodeler activity; ATP binding
Source: RefSeq, a predicted model, not a curated record